AUGAGUGCUUGUACCUGUUUACGAGAUAUCUACGCAUCAUGUAUCACAAACCCUUUACCAAAAGAGGAAUUCUGGUGGGCAAAUGAUCCGGAGAUGGGUCGAAUGGUGUACACAUGUGCGAUGCUUCUCCUCUUUUCCGCAAUAAUCGUUUUGCUGAUGUUCCGAUCGAUUAAAAGAUCCUCUUCGGCCAUUGAGAUGGAAGCGCUCCUUGAUGCGAUGAGAUUUCGUGAAGAGUUAGACAUUCAACAAAGACAACGAAGGAGAUUGUUGAAAGCUAAGACAAAGGUAGCUGCAUGGUUGACAAAAGCGCAGAAUGGAGAACCGAGAGGAUGGAGAACAACUCCACAAUUGUUACCACCAAGGAAACCAACUGUCAGUUCCUCCAAUUCGGAGAUCCCGGAAAUUGUGGUGACUGAUGAGAUGCCGAUUGAUUUCUACCGCUCAAAGACACCUGCUUUGUCACUUCUCUACGAUUUUGAGAACUCACCGAAUUAUAACUCUUCAAGAUCAGGGUCAUUAUCGAUGCCACGGGGCUCCGUUUGUUCAUCGAUUGGAUCACAUUUCUCACUGAAUGUUGAAUCGUCUCCAUCAUCUCGGAAACAAUCCACCACAUCGAUUCAACGUCGAAAGUCAUCAGUUCGCGGUAGUAGAGGCGAUGCGGGGAGUAGAGGCUCUUCAGCGUCUCUCAUAAAAUCGGGUGGUAAAUGCGGCUCGAUGAGUCUCGAUCAUGAUGGGCCAGUGCCAAGGAUGAGCUUUUGUUCAAACACUAUGAACAUGAACUCAUCCUCGUCAACAACUUCAUCUUAUUCACACAUUCUCUCACUUCCGCCAUACCUUUAUUCCCCACAAAAAGCGAUGAAUGAUUGCCCGAGUUUGCUCGAUCCACGUGGACAAUGUUAUGGGGAAUUGAGAUCUCUAAUGAAGCAAGUGAACUAUCAUAUCUGGUCACAGCACAAGAACUCACAUGCAGCUUUGGUCGGUGCUGACAUCUACACAGUGGUGAUGCUCUCGAUUUUCGCCUCAGUGAUCGUCGUGUUGAUGGUUAGAGCAAUUAAACCGACUGAGACUUUAGAUGAUCAGGUCACAUUUAUGCUUACUUCAAUGCGGGUACGUGUCGAAAAUGAGGAAAACGCUCGGCAAAAGCGAAAGCUACGAGAAGCGAAGAAAAGUGCACAAAGAUGGCUGACAGAGUUGAAGAGCCGUUCGAUUAGAAGGCUCAGUUAUCGGAGGUCGACCUCGGGAUCGGAAGAUCGCUCAAUGCACUCGGCUCCAAUUGCAGGCAUAGGAUCGAUUUCGUUGAAGGGACGAUUCCCGAGGGCUCGGUCAUAUAAUGGAUUUUUGCCCGAGAUUGUGGUAACAGAAGAAGUGCACCAGGAUUCGCUAGAGAACUCGUCUCCGUUUUUGUCAAGACAAUCCUCAAUGGGUACUUAUGAUGGAGUAUCACAAUUCUCGUUUGACAGUGAUAGAGAAGUCUUUGAUGAGAACGAGAGAAAUCAUCACAACACACCGAAUCCGACUCUCAUCGUC
Messenger RNA from Mesorhabditis belari, 1527 nucleotides. NCBI's taxonomy places the organism in Eukaryota, Metazoa, Nematoda, Chromadorea, Rhabditida, Rhabditidae. The record is from the annotation of a GenBank genome assembly.